AUGAGCUUUUUCAAAGUUACACAGCUACUUAUAGCCAUGCUCCUCGCAAGUAUAGCUCUUUCGAUAGUAGUUAACGCGGACAAAACCGAGGUUGGUACGGGUGCCUCGAGGCGAUCGGACAUCAUUGCAGAUAAAUCCCAGACUACCGAGGAAGAGAGAGUGUUCAAGUUUGACACAAUCCCUGGCAUUGGUAUUGCCAGCUCAAUGCUCGAGAAAGCACAGCUACAGCUUUGGCUCGCUUUAGGAAAAUCGGCAGACGACGUGUUGAGCACGAUGAAGCUGACGUCAGUUGAGGGCAAUACACUGGCAAACCCGAAAUUUCAAGCAUGGCUUAAGUACGUCGAUGAUUUUAACCAGAAGAACCCACGCGAAAGCAAACCAGCGGCCAUGGCGCUAACUUCUCACUACGGAGACAAUAAAAAUGGCCAGGCUCGGCUUUCACGUAUACUUGAUGCUGGGAUGGAGGAUGAACACACGAAAGCGAUUGCGCUUAAGCUAUACGAGCAAAGGUUGGAGAGCUGGGAGAAAAAGAACAUUCCCCCGCUGGACGUCUUCAACCAUCUACGGCUUGACGAGGAUAAUCUACUCACGAGUCCGCUCUUAGCUCCCUGGCUCAAGUAUGCGAAAGAAUUUCACGGACGCAACCCCGACAAGAUGUCACCAAUGACCACGCUAUCCAUUCGUCUUAACGACGGAGAGUUGGAAAAAGUACUUGAGAACGGACUGAAUUCUGAUAGAACGAAGGACAUUGCCACAAAACUGAAGAACGAGUUAUUCGCGGAGUGGGGGGCGCAGAAGCGUACACCCGACUUCCUAUUUGAAAAUUGGCUACUCCUAUCAUUGGACAGAAAAGCCCCGAGUCUUUCGGAUCCGGUACUAAAAAUUUGGAUUCGGUUCAUGGAUGAGUUCAAUAUAAAACACCCAGGGGAGAAAACAACAUUGUUCGAUACGCUCAGGCGUCAUUACCACGAGGGUGCCAUAGUAGAUAUGCUCGUCGAUGCCAAGAGGGACCCGACCACGAAAGCUUUGGCUGAAAAUUUGGAAUCACUGCUGCUUUCUACAUGGCUUGAGUACAGGUUGAGCCCGUUGGUCGUCCGAUAUCGAAUGCACGCAGGUGAUGCACGUGAGAUACUGGAAAAGUAUGAGGGACUAUUCAAAGCAAAGUGGUCAGCUGACUUUUAG
Messenger RNA from Phytophthora infestans T30-4, 1182 nucleotides. RefSeq names its product RXLR effector family protein, putative. The transcript has a single exon. Bases 1 to 1182 code for a protein of 393 amino acids. The record is from RefSeq and is a predicted model, not a curated record. Lineage: Eukaryota; Oomycota; Peronosporomycetes; Peronosporales; Peronosporaceae.